CACGCGCUCGUCGCUAGCGUUGGGCAUUUUUCCUUGGCGGCCAGGUUCCUGCAGAGUGAUAUGACUGCGGUAUAGAUAGGUAUUCUUAUCAGCAAUUGUUGGAGCAGGACCGCGGGGCCAGCGCUUGCCCGGGUGAGCGACGGCCCGCAUGGGGACCGGCCCCAGGCGCCCUCUAUGGCCGCCUUGGCGUGCACAAGACGUCUUCUUUCCGUUCCCUCCACGACCCAAACAACUUACAUGCGCGCUCUGUAAACACAGUUUUGUGACUCUUGCCACAUAGACUUGUCCGAGGUCCACGAUUAGGUUGCGUAGCGCCCGGGGCCCGGAGCAGCUCCAGCCGCAGCGACCCGCUUGUCAGCAGCCCGGCUAUGCAGACGAGGCUGUUCGGCAAUACAAAAUACUUCACCAGGGCACAGCUCGAAGCUCACAAUCCCAGCCGAAAGGAAGGCAUAGAUGGCGCGACAGAGGCGCGGUGGAGGACAACCACCUCCCGGCUUGUUAAGACCUCCAUCAAAACACUCAAGUUACCCGACUGGGUGUACGAGACGGCUAUGAACUACAUAAACCGCUUCUUCCUCACGCGGUCGAUCGCGAAGAACGACCGGCACUGCGUGGUCGGUGGCGCCAUUCUGCUGGCCUCGAAAGUCCAGGAGAGCCCGCGGCCUGUGCAGGACGUCGCGUACGUGCUCCUGCAGGCUAAGAAUGCCAACAAGCAGCAGAAGCAGAAGCAGGCUCCCGACCAGACCACGCUGGAGCAGUUCAAGGACGCGGUGGUGCUGGCCGAGCAGGCCAUGCUGUUUGCCGUGAACUUCAACCUAAAUGUGGAGACGCACGUCAGCCUCGCGCGCGGUCUGCUCCAGCCCCUGGACCUGCUCAUGGUGAAGAACCCGGCGCCCGAGCAGGCGGACAGCAACCAGCUAAAGAUUGGCCUGUACUCGGCAGUGAUGAUUUUCCUGAACGACAGCGCGAUGACGAACCUCUCGCUGCAGUACGCUAGCUCGCAGAUCGCCCCGGUAUCGUUGAUUCUGGCCGCGAAGCGUAUUUCUGCCACACCCCGGUUCGCUGGCAAGCCGCUGCCGGCGGAGCUGCAGAAGGUUCUGGCGCUUGCUAACGACCACGAGUGGCUGGCGCAGAAGGGGCUGACCGUGGAGCAGGUGGCAGACAUCGAGUCGCAAAUCAACGAGCUCUAUGCCACCGCUCCGGCGCCGGCGGGCGCGCAGCAGCAACAGCAGGCGCCGGCGGCUGCUGCCACCGAGAAGCAGCAGGCGCAGCCCCAGGCCAUGGCGGCCACUAGCCCUCCUGAGGAGGGCGAGGUGGCCGCUGUGGGCGGCAGCGGCCGGGCUGAGGCCUGCCCCUGCUCCCCCGAUGACAACGGCUGCGUGUCGGUGGCGGGGGGCUCGCAGUGCCGCCCGGGGCAACCUAGCUCCUCAGUAGCUGCCGGCCCCACUGGCGGCAUGGCAACCGCCGGCAACACCCCGGAGCAGCCGCAGCGCGAGUCGGUGCUCGCCUCCUGCCACAAGCGCAAGCGCGUCAGCGAGUGCGAGGACACGGACCAGCAGGCCACUUCGGAGCUGCACGCUGCGCCGGCGGAGCAGGAGCAGCUGCAGGCGCCGGCGGAUGAGGGCGAGGGCGUGGGCCAGGCCCCAUGCGGUGCCAGCGAGUGCGAGCGCCAGGCGCACGCCGCGGUGCGCGCCGCCGUGCUGGCGAUGGAGGACUCGGCCAACGAGAACGGCGGCAGCCCCAACGGCCUGACUGCCGGCAAUGCCUCGGGCAGCGGCUGCUGCGUCGCCGAGGGCCAGCCGGAGGUGUGCAGCCACCAGGAGGCUGCCGCGGCAGCAGCCGCGGUGUCGAGCCAGCGGGCGCAGAAGCGCGGUCGCGAGCCGGAGGAGGGCUGCUGCGUCGCCGACUGCGGUGAGGCCGACGCCGUCCAUGCCGGCAAGGUGGCGCGCCUGGAGGCGGACAUUGCUGCUUAGAUUAAAACGAAGAGUAGAGUAAUCAACCAAUUUAAAUAGGCAACGUUGUAGAGUCGGCGUAGGUGAGUCAUUCCAGGCAUUGGCAUCCUGCAAGCGCAAGCGUUUGUUGUGCGCCCGUUUGCAAGCUACGUGCUCUGAUGCGGACCGCCCCCCACUUGAGCAGUGUAUUUAGAGUGAGCAUGUACCAGCCCUCGGGCCGGCGCUGGGAGCUACCCAGUAGAUGUGCUGGCCGUUGGGUUGUGUUGGGGUGGCUGGCAUUUGCUUGAACGAUUCCACUUCAUGCUUGUGUCGUGGGUAUCAAUGGCGUGUGGACUUAAAGUGCCGCCAAAAAACACAAAAAAGAUAGCGCGCAUUUGAUCGUAUUACGGGCAAGCUCCUCGUGCCGUGCGCGCCCAUGGGACCGCACCGGUUGCGGCACUGCGCCGGGCGUCGUCUCUGUGGGGCAGCACUGAGGGGCUAGUGUAUUCUCUUCCUGGGACCGAAGUCUGGAUCCCUACCGAAGCAGUGAAAGCGGCGAGUGGUAGUGGCGAUGAGUCCGGAUGUGACGUUGUGGUGUGCGUUGGUGCCACCGACGAGACUCCCAGAGCGCGGCUGGCGAGAGAACAGCCUGGCCACGCGUUCAAUACCGUAUUCUUUUCGCGUUUCGGGACCUUGAGAGGUGAGCGUGUGCGUUGGGACAAAACACAAAACAAAAAAAUGCUGAGCGAAUUACACGGGCACGAGUUCUUACUGGUCUUUAAGUGAGAGUGUUGGCGGACGCGCGGGGUACAUCGAUUCGUAGUGUCACAAUGAUUUGCGAUCGGCGGUGCUGUGUAUGAGGUGGAACGGAUAGGGCGUGUGGGGGCUUCAACAAGUGCCUGGCCAGCGCCACGGUCCGAAGGGCCAUGUGUGCAGUCGGAGCUUGAUAGCGUGUGGCGUAUCCAUAACAAACCGGCUUUUCUGGGCUGCGUACGAAAGGUGGCUGGGAAAGUUGACAAUUUUACCACGCAGUAAUACAUGCAUGUGCGCGAGAUGCGGUGGCGGAGGAGGCUGGAGGUUGUGCACGCAGACGCCCGCCACACCGCAUGUAAUCGUGGCUGAUU
Messenger RNA from Chlamydomonas reinhardtii, 3055 nucleotides. RefSeq lists its product as uncharacterized. Lineage: Eukaryota; Viridiplantae; Chlorophyta; Chlorophyceae; Chlamydomonadales; Chlamydomonadaceae. Gene Ontology annotation, biological process: positive regulation of DNA-templated transcription, elongation; regulation of transcription by RNA polymerase II. Gene Ontology annotation, cellular component: nucleus; cyclin/CDK positive transcription elongation factor complex. The transcript has 5 exons. Gene Ontology annotation, molecular function: cyclin-dependent protein serine/threonine kinase activator activity. Bases 369 to 1973 code for a protein of 534 amino acids. The record is from RefSeq and is a predicted model, not a curated record.